AGAGGUUUCAGACAAGAUGUCGGCCGAUGGUCGCUUUGAGCAUUUGCGGAGAGGAGCAUCUCUGUGACAGAAGCUUGUUGACGGCGGCUUCUAGGAGCUAGUCGAAGGAUCGAGGUUGAGACGGGCAGCACCCUUCAGUUCGCUCCCCUGGGGACUGGCCGGCUGCGAGACGUGACUUUUGGGGACCGCAGGGGAGCGGGGAGUGUGAGGUGCCAAAGACCAGUAAUGCCCUGUAUCCCACCGGGAAGCCGGGAAGCCAAGCUCCGCGGGACCACUUCAUGCCGCUGACUGGUGUAGAGCCCGCCAGAAUGAACAGGAAGAAAGGAGACAAGGGCUUUGAAAGCCCAAGGCCAUAUAAAUUAACCCAUCAGGUCGUCUGCAUCAACAACAUAAAUUUCCAGAGAAAAUCUGUUGUGGGAUUUGUGGAACUGACUGUAUUUCCCACAGUUGCAAACUUGAAUAGAAUCAAGUUGAACAGUAAACAGUGUAGAAUAUACCGAGUAAGGAUCAAUGAUUUAGAGGCUGCCUUUAUUUAUAAUGACCCAACCUUGGAAGUUUGUCACAGUGAAUCAAAACAAGAGGAGAUACACAAAUGGGAUUGGAAAAAUUCAGGGAAUCCCUGAUUUACUCCUGUAACUUUCCAUUUCACAAAGGAGAAACCUCAAUUAUUUUUCCAAUGCUUAUGCAGCUGCAGUUAGUGCGGUGGACCCUGAUGCAGGAAAUGGAGAACUUUGCAUUAAGGUUCCAUCAGAGCUGUGGAAACACGUUGAUGAGUUAAAGGUCCUGAAGAUACACAUCAAUUUUUCUCUGGAUCAGCCCAAAGGAGGUCUUCAUUUUGUGGUACCCAGUGUAGAGGGAAGUAUGGCAGAGAGAGGUGCUCAUGUUUUCUCUUGUGGGUAUCAAAAUUCUACAAGAUUUUGGUUCCCUUGUGUUGAUUCAUACUCUGAAUUGUGUACAUGGAAAUUAGAAUUUACAGUAGAUGCUGCAAUGGUUGCUGUUUCUAAUGGCGAUUUGGUGGAGACAGUGUAUACCCAUGAUAUGAGGAAGAAAACUUUCCAUUAUAUGCUUACCAUUCCUACAGCAGCGUCAAAUAUCUCCUUGGCCAUUGGACCAUUUGAAAUACUUGUAGAUCCAUACAUGCAUGAGGUUACUCAUUUUUGUUUGCCCCAACUUCUUCCAUUGCUGAAACAUACCACAUCAUACCUUCAUGAAGUCUUUGAAUUUUAUGAAGAAAUUCUUACGUGUCGAUACCCAUACUCCUGUUUUAAGACUGUCUUCAUUGAUGAGGCUUAUGUUGAAGUGGCUGCUUAUGCUUCCAUGAGCAUUUUUAGCACGAAUCUUUUACACAGUGCCAUGAUUAUAGAUGAGACACCUUUGACUAGAAGGUGUUUAGCCCAGUCCUUGGCCCAGCAGUUUUUUGGAUGUUUCAUAUCUAGAAUGUCUUGGUCUGAUGAAUGGGUGCUGAAGGGAAUUUCAGGCUAUAUCUAUGGACUUUGGAUGAAAAAAACUUUUGGUGUUAAUGAAUACCGCCAUUGGAUUAAAGAGGAGCUAGACAGAAUUGUGGCAUAUGAACUGAAAACUGGUGGAGUUUUACUACAUCCCAUAUUUGGUGGAGGAAAAGAGAAGGAUAAUCCAGCUUCCCAUCUACACUUUUCAAUAAAGCAUCCACAUACGCUGUCCUGGGAAUACUACACUAUGUUUCAGUGUAAAGCCCACCUUGUGAUGAGAUUGAUUGAAAAUAGGAUCAGUAUGGAAUUUAUGCUACAGGUUUUCAAUAAACUGCUAAGUCUGGCUAGUACUGCUUCAUCUCAGAAGUUCCAGUCACAUAUGUGGAGUCAGAUGUUGGUUUCCACAUCUGGGUUUUUGAAAUCCAUUUCAAAUGUCUCUGGCAAAGAUAUUCAGCCGUUAAUAAAGCAGUGGGUAGAUCAGAGUGGAGUGGUAAAAUUUUAUGGAAGUUUUGCAUUUAAUAGAAAACGAAAUGUCUUGGAAUUGGAAAUAAAACAGGACUAUACAUCUCCUGGAACUCAGAAAUAUGUGGGACCACUUAAAGUGACAGUGCAGGAGUUAGAUGGAUCCUUCAAUCAUACGCUGCAAAUUGAAGAAAACAGCCUUAAACACGAUAUACCCUGCCAUUCCAAAAGUAGAAGGAAUAAAAAGAAAAAAAUCCCACUGAUGAAUGGGGAGGAAGUUGACAUGGAUCUUUCUGCAAUGGAUGCCGAUUCCCCUUUGCUGUGGAUAAGGAUAGACCCAGACAUGUCAGUAUUGAGAAAGGUAGAAUUUGAGCAAGCUGAUUUUAUGUGGCAGUAUCAGCUCCGGUAUGAGAGAGAUGUUGUUGCACAGCAGGAAUCCAUUUUGGCUUUGGAAAAAUUCCCUACUCCAGCAUCUCGGCUUGCACUCACUGAUAUAUUAGAACAAGAGCAGUGUUUCUACAGAGUAAGAAUGUCAGCUUGCUUCUGUCUUGCAAAGAUUGCAAAUUCAAUGGUGAGCACAUGGACAGGACCACCAGCCAUGAAGUCACUCUUUACUAGGAUGUUUUGUUGUAAAAGUUGUCCAAACAUUGUGAAAACAAAUAACUUUAUGAGCUUUCAAAGUUAUUUUCUACAGAAGACUAUGCCAGUUGCAAUGGCUUUAUUAAGAGAUGUUCAUAAUCUUUGUCCUAAAGAAGUCUUAACGUUUAUUUUAGACUUAAUCAAGUACAAUGACAACAGGAAAAAUAAGUUUUCAGAUAACUAUUAUCGUGCAGAAAUGAUUGAUGCCCUGGCCAACUCUGUUACACCUGCAGUCAGUGUGAAUAAUGAAGUUAGAACUUUGGAUAACUUAAAUCCUGAUGUGCGACUCAUUCUUGAAGAAAUCACCAGAUUUUUGAAUAUGGAAAAACUUCUUCCGAGUUAUAGACAUACCAUCACUGUCAGUUGUUUGAGAGCCAUACGGGUACUUCAGAAAAACGGACAUGUGCCAAGUGAUCCAGCUCUUUUUAAAUCUUAUGCUGAAUAUGGCCACUUUGUGGACAUUAGGAUAGCAGCUUUGGAAGCAGUUGUUGAUUAUACUAAAGUGGACAGAAGUUAUGAAGAACUUCAAUGGCUACUUAAUAUGAUUCAGAAUGACCCUGUACCCUAUGUAAGGCAUAAGAUUCUCAACAUGUUGACUAAGAACCCACCAUUUACUAAGAACAUGGAGUCUCCCUUAUGCAAUGAAGCCCUGGUAGAUCAACUUUGGAAACUUAUGAAUUCUGGUACUUCACAUGACUGGAGGUUACGGUGUGGUGCUGUGGACUUGUACUUCACACUUUUUGGCCUCAGUAGACCUUCCUGUUUACCCUUGCCAGAGCUUGGGUUGGUUCUUAAUCUAAAGGAGAAAAAAGCUGUCUUGAAUCCUACCAUAAUUCCAGAGGCAGUAGCCGGCAACCAAGAAGCUGCAAAUAAUCCAAGCAGUCACCCACAGCUAGUUGGAUUUCAGAACCCUGAAGAUGAUCACCUUGCCAAGGAAGCAUCAUGUAAUAUAUCAGCUCAUCAGCAGGGAGUGAAGAGGAAGUCUGAUACACCACUGGGGUUCCCACUAGAACCUGGUCAAAUACUGGAGAAGAAUGAGGAUAGCAGUAAAGUCAAACUCAAAAUCAGAUUUUCAAGUUCUCAAGAUGAGGAGGAGAUUGAUAUGGAUACUGUUCAUGAUAGCCAGGCCUUCAUUUCCCAUCAUUUAAACAUGCUUGAAAGGCCGUCAACUCCGGGGCUCUCGAAAUAUCGGCCAGCUAGCUCCCGAUCUGCUUUAAUACCCCAGCACUCAACAGGCUGUGACAGCACACCCACCACAAAACCCCAGUGGAGUUUGGAACUUGCACGGAAGGGAACAGGUAAAGAACAAUCACCUUUGGAGAUGGGUAUGCAUCCAGUGGCAAGCGCUCCACUCUCAGUCUUUACUAAGGAAUCUACAGCCUCCAAACACAGUGACCACCAUCACCACCAUCACCAUGAGCACAAGAAAAAGAAGAAGAAGCACAAACAUAAGCACAAACACAAGCAUAAGCAUGACAGUAAAGAAAAGGACAAGGAGCCUUUCACUUUCUCCAGCCCUGCCAGUGGCAGGUCUAUUCGUUCUCCUUCCCUUUCAGACUGAGAAGGGGACAAAGAGACCUUUCCUUCCAUGUCCAGAAGAAUGUAUGUAACUAAAGCUUUGUCCUCUCUGAUGAAUGAUAAAAGGGAGGGGGGAAAGGAUUUGCCUCUCCUACAGAAAUUCUGAAUUCAUUUAAGUACUAAGCAUUUGAUUUACAUUAUUUAUACAGUUGGGAUCUAAUUAGGAAAAUGUGUUUUGUAGUUCUGGAUAGACUAUUUCUUCCGCUGUUUCCUCCUCAAAACAUACACACAGAGCAAACUCCUUUUCAUAAAAGCCCUCAUAUCCACUGGCAGUCCCCAUUCGCAUCAUGCUCUCCAUGUGUACUGCCAGAGUCAAUUAUGUUUGAAAGCCUUUGGUGGAUGUUAUGGGGCAAAGUAUGAUUUACACAGAAGCAACUGCCAAAUCCGUGGUGCAACCACUAUCUCCAGUGAAAUAUUGUAUAACACCAUUUGGAACUACUGAAAAGACAGGCUUUUCUACAGGGCUCUUCCUUAUUGCACCAUUUUUGUAUUAACCAUAGAAACUAAGCAUCAGAAUUUAUGUACAAAGAAUAUGUUAUUUUUCCUUUUGCUCUGAAAUACUGAGAUUUGGGGAAGCAAUUCUUUUUUAAAAAAAUUUUGAAUAACUAUCUUUUGAUAACACAUUCGGCGGUUAUGAUGUUGGAAUUUAGCAGAACUAUCAAAUCCAAAAUUGUUUUCAAAUCAAGAUGUUUAAAUUAUAAGUUGUUUUGUUUUCCAGUAAGUAUGAAUGAAAAUAUUCAUAUGUAAAAUAUGUUUUGCUAAAUUUGGACAAUUUACACACCCAACAUUUACUUUUUCCAAAAUUAUUUCUGUGGGACACAAAGUAUACCUUUAAAAAGGUGACCUUAUAUAUUGUUUAUUAACAUAGAAAUAGACAAUUUGGCUCUCAUACCAUAAGCAUUUUAAAGCACAUAUGAAACGUUUUGAUUUCAUUGUAUGGUGGUGUGUUUUUAUUUUUAUUUCUGAAUUUUCCAUAUGCUUUAAUACUUGUUUAAGAAUAUUUUUAUAUCUGUUCCAUUUUUAUCAUUUCCCUUAUCGUUAGAAAGUUUGACAAAAAUACUUGAAUAUUGGUUCUCUAAAUAUACUUUUAGUUGUGUUUAACUUGUUUAAUAAAUAACUUUUUAAGUUGAUCA
Messenger RNA from Macaca mulatta (Rhesus monkey), 5260 nucleotides. Lineage: Eukaryota; Metazoa; Chordata; Mammalia; Primates; Cercopithecidae. The record is from RefSeq and is a predicted model, not a curated record.